This is a messenger RNA of Strongylocentrotus purpuratus (purple sea urchin), 3134 nucleotides long. RefSeq lists its product as uncharacterized. The record is from RefSeq and is a predicted model, not a curated record. NCBI's taxonomy places the organism in Eukaryota, Metazoa, Echinodermata, Echinoidea, Camarodonta, Strongylocentrotidae. The coding region runs from base 614 to 1801 and encodes 395 amino acids. The transcript is spliced from 7 exons.
AGCAUUUAUCGCAGGCUCAUCAUCACGAUCCAAUAAUCUUUGCCAUCAUCACGAUCAACCGCAGCUUCAUUAUCAUUAAUGAUAAUAAUUUAUGCUUAAGAGUAUAGAAUCUCAUUAAUUAUUUUUUUCUUCGAUAUAUUCACCUCGUUCUUCAUUUAAUAAUCUGGGCCCCAAGGAAGAACAUUUGUUUUUAAAUAUUGUUGAGUGGCCUCUGUGUGACACCGCCUAUAGUUUAAGCAAAUAUUAAACGACUACGAGGGUAAUACCUCUAGGCUAUAGACCUAGAUCUAACAGUUAGUAGUAUUAAUGACUGCUUUGAGAGAGUCGUUUUUAUUUACAAUCGAGCUAUUGCCCGAGGCUUGCAGUCAUGGUUUUAGCCAUUCCCGUAAAUAAACGAAAAAUGCCAAACCCAUGUGAUAGUUCGAGGGUAAAAUUCCAGUUACCGGGGAAAAGAGUUCAGUCUUGCUGAAAUACCCAUUGGUUCAGUGUUAAAAACUGGUUUGAGCGAUCGCGGAUACCAUACAUACGUGUGCGAAGAAUUGGUCGCUUAAUUUACCAAUUUUUAAUGCAGCGCAGACUAGACCACCGCGCGUGAAUUCCAAACAAGGCAAAAAUGGCUGAAGAAACUCUCCCAAGAUUUCAACUUCUUGAUGAUGAUAAAAUGCAAGACUUGAUUAAUUCUGCUGACAGCCCGAACACCAAAAAUUCUGUGAAAUACUCCAUGAAAAUAUUCGAAGACUUCCUGCAAGUUAUCAACACAGACCUCGAUAGCGUAAACAAACUUUCAAAUUCGGAGCUGGACAAUGUACUCCAAAAGUUUUAUGCUGGUGCUAGACGGAAGAACGGAUCUUAUUACAUGAAGAAGUCAAUGUUAGCUAUUAGAUUCGGACUUCAGCGUCAUUUCCUCAAUUGUAACAAGGUAGAUAUCAUCAAGCAUGAAGAUUUUUCCAACUCGACGAGAGUUUUUAAGUGUUUUUCAGCGAUGCUUAAGGAAGGAAAGGGAGUUGUAACUCACAAACCAGCUAUCUCAGCAGAAGACAUGGACAAAAUCCAAAGUUCGCUUGAUUUGAAUGAUCCUGUGGGUCUUCAGGACAAGAAGUCUCCAAGUGUGACUGCUUCUUCAAGUGACAAGGCAACCCAUCUACAAACAAUGCAGCAGAACACCAGUGUCACUUCAAAAUCAAAUACAGGUGUCAACGAAGGUACGAUGACGGACCUGACUUGGAUUGAAUUACUGAGAAAGCUAGUACAAUCCAAGGAUGCCUCCACUCAGUGGGAGAAGCAGCCACCUACUCACUCCACUCAGGCUGCUUCUACCUCUUCUACACAAGAUCUUGAUAAACCAUCAUGUGGUGAUGACGGUGAAUUGGAACAGGAUGGUCUUGGUUGGUCUUCGCAGGACACCCCUGCAGGGCAAGAGGAUGAGUUCAUGGAUUCCAGUGAACCUUCUGAUUUACAUAUUGAUUUGUCAACCAUUGUAGCAGGGUAUAGAGGCUUUGAGGAGGAAACCACUGUGGCUGAAUCUCAGGAAGGAGAACAAAACAACUCACCCAUCCUGAGAAGAAUCAAGGAAGAGAUGAUUGACGAGUUUGAAGAAGAAGAUUACCAGACCCUAUAUGUGAAGGAAGAAUACUUGGAAGAUGAAUGUCAAGAUGAUGAUUAUGCACAUGUGCAUUUGACACCAGGUGGACAUCCAAGAUUGGAGGCUGAAAGUCCAAGAUCAACCCAGCAAACCAACAGCGACAGAGCUCCAAGGCAAAGGUGGACCAUGUAUCGGAUCAAAAGAGGCAGAAAUGGCUGAAGCGACUAUCCCUAGAGUUGAACUUCUUGAUGAUGAUCAAUCACAAGACUUGAUUGAUUCUGAGUGCAGCAAGAACACUAAAAUUCUGUGAAAUUCUCUGUUAGAAUUUUCAAAGACUACCUGAAAAUUAUCAACACAGACCUCGAUAGUGUAAACCAACUGCCAAAUUCGGAGCUGGACAAGGUACUCCAAAGGUUCUACGCUGGUGCUAGACGGAAGAACGGUUCACUAUACACCAAAAAGUCAAUGUUAUCUAUUAGAUACGGACUUCAGCGUUUUUUCCUCAUUUCUAAAAAUGUGGACAUUGUUAAGCAUGAAGACUUUACAAAUUCGAAGACACUUUUCAAGCAAUUUUUUUUGUUUAAAGGACACAGAGUUGGGAAUCACAAACCAACUAUCUCACAAGAAGACAUGGACAAAAUCCAAGGUUCGCUUGAUUUGGAUGAUCCUCAAGGUCUUCAGGACAAGGUCUUUCUUGAUGUUAUGUUGUACUUUUGCAACCCUGGGAGGGUGAAUUUGCGUGAAAUGACACUCGACAGCUUUGACAUUUGUGAUGAAGGGGGAAAAUGCUCCGUAACUCUGAAAGAUACACUCACUAAAAACAACCGUGUAGGCCUAGAUCUAGGUCUUGAUAAACUAGAGAGAAGCCAAGGUGGUGUCAUGACUCCAACAAAUGGUCCACGAUGUCCUGUUGCCUCCUUCUUACGCUACAAAGAUAAAUUGAACCCCAAUGUAAGUGGUUUUGGCAGAAACCGGCAAAUGCACAGACCAAGCGUGAGUUGAAAUUAAAUCCAUCUUCUGAUCAACAAUGGUACUGUAAUGCACCCCUAGGGAAAAACACCAUCGGAGACAAGAUGAAAACAAUUUCAUCCCGUGCAGGUACCAAGGCUUACACUAACCUUUACCUAAGGGCAACCAGCAUCAGUACCCUACAAAAUGCAAGGUUCUGAGAUAGGGAGAUCAUGAGUGUGUAUGGACAUCGCUCAGAAAGCAGUCUCGGGCACUAUGCAUUGACCAGCAGUGAAACAAAAGAGAACGCAAGUUGUGCUAUCGCGGCAGAUGUUGAUUCGAAAUCAGUACCUUGUCAUGGACAUCCACUGGUGGCACUGUUAGUGAGCGUAGUGAAAGCCAGGAACUCUGAGAACUAAAUGAAAUAGUAAAUGAGAUCACAAAUAACCCACAGAUCUUCCUACAGUAUGUACAUGCAACAUCACUGCAAGUCGCUAUUCCCAUGUUUCAAGCCAGCAAGCCGAAGCUCCUACAUCAGGCCUGAUAAAAACCCGAUUUAAAUCGGUUUCCCGAUUUUUUUUAUUUUUCCCGAUUUUUUCCUGAU